AUGCACGCCUGUCGAUCUAUCAGAUACUUCAGCCGCGGCCCUUGGACAAGCGCGAGGGUGGGAACCUCCGUAGAAUCGCAAGCAGGAUUCAUGUACGCGGAAAGGGUUUGUGGGGGCACCGCUCCUUCUACUCGUCGUCUGGCAAGCAGUCGUAGCGUUGGUGCUGGGGACGCUAGCGCAGCGUCAACGGGUGGUGGUGGUGGUCGUGACGGGGACGACGACAACCCAGGGGCGCUCCCAGCAACAGAGGCUAAGCUGAAUCUGAGAUCGUUGAGAACGGCCCGUGAGCGUGGCAGCGUCAGAAACAAGAGGAAGAAGAGCAAGCCAAAUCAAGGCGAACCAUCAUCACCACCACCACCAUCACCCGCAAGUAGAAGUGCCCCAGGAGGCGGCGGUGCACGGCUGCUGAGGCUCUCCAAGCUGCUGGCGGACAGAGCGAUCGGGACCAGAAGUGAGGUGGACACAUUGGUGCGGCGGGGUCGAGUUAAGGUAGAUGGUGCCGUGGUCAAGUCUCCGAAGACAAAGCUUCCGGUGGACUGCGUAAUAGAGGUGAACGGAGAAGUGCACGGGCCCGUCCCGCUUCUGGUGGCUUUCCACAAGCCGAAAGGCGUAAUAACGACUCUGAGCGACGACUGGGACAGGGAAGACUUGUCCGAUGUGCUUCCCAAGUCGCUCCUGCUCAAGCACCACCCGGUGGGACGCUUGGAUGCAGACAGCAGCGGCCUUCUGUUGCUGAGCAGCGAUGGAGCUCUCACGCACAGGCUGCUAAACCCGAGGUUUGAGGUAGAGCGCGAGUACGUGGCCUCGGUGGACGUGCCUCCGGAGGGAGAGGAGCCGGGAGACUCGCUGGUAACGGCUCUCAAAGAAGGGAUCACAACCGCAGACGGCGUCUACAAGGCGGACGUACCGGCGAUAAGCGGGCGGGAUGUGGGCGUGGUGGUGCGAGAAGGGAAGAACCGCAUGGUCCGAAGGAUGUUAGCGAACGCGGGAUACCCCGUCCUCGAACUGCGGCGAGAACGGUACGGGAAAAUUCUUCUUGGCGAUCUCCCCGAGGGCGAGCAUGUGCCGGUGUCGGGAGAUGCCUUGGAAUGGGCGCGAUCGGUGCUCCAGCUUCAAGCGGCGACGGCGGCGGUUGUUGACGGUGGUGGCGACGAAAAGGGAGUGGAGCCAUGA
Ectocarpus siliculosus is the source of this 1173-nucleotide messenger RNA. The record is from the annotation of a GenBank genome assembly. Lineage: Eukaryota; Phaeophyceae; Ectocarpales; Ectocarpaceae.